AUGUGUGAAAUUUCAUGCUCUUUCAGAUGUGAUUUAUUUCAAAGCUAUAUCACUUUUAGUCACACAAAAAUUGGAAUAUCUCGAGAACCAAAAAAGCUGAUAGUUUCAAAUUACCUGUUUUUGAAAGAGCAUGAAAUUUCACAUAAAUCCUUAAUUUUCAAAUUUUCCAUGUCUCUUCUGAUCCUUGAGUUAUGCGCCUUUAAAGUGGGCGAACCAAUUUUUGGGUUUAAAAAUAGGUUGUUUUUCAAAUUUCAAAAUAUCUCAGGUUCUGAAAAAGCUAGAAGUUCGAAAUAA
Messenger RNA from Caenorhabditis briggsae, 294 nucleotides. Lineage: Eukaryota; Metazoa; Nematoda; Chromadorea; Rhabditida; Rhabditidae. The coding region runs from base 1 to 294 and encodes 97 amino acids. The record is from RefSeq and is a predicted model, not a curated record. The transcript is spliced from 2 exons.